AUGAAUAAUUCUGGAGAUGAUAUUUAGUUACUAAAAAAAACUAUCAAUGAGAAAGACUAACAGAUAAGUGACCUUGAAAAAAAAUUGAGAUUAGAGUAAUUUAGAAUGAAAAAGCAAUAGAGUGAACUAAAUGCGAAAAUCGAAAAUGAGAAAUCUACUGCACAAAAUAAUGCUGAUUAAAUCAACCGAUUUGAAUUGCAGAUAAAUGAUCUUAAAUCUAAGGUAGUUAUGAAAUUCAUAUUUUAGUUGAGUGAAACCGAAAAAAAGAAUUUAUAGUUAAUUGAAGAGAUAAGUACCUUAAAAAAAAGAAGAGCAUCAGGUUCCACAGACGAGGACUUUCAACCAAAGAAAGAACUUCAAGGAGAUUUUCCUUCUCUCCAAUAGAUUCUAGGAAUUAUACAAACAAAUCAAGGCAAUUAUCAACCUGAACUUGCUAAAUUAUAUGAAUGUUACACAGAAGCUUGUCAAAGUAAAGAUGAACAAAUCAAUUCUUUAAAGGAGGAGAUCAAAGAUCUUACACAAUAGAUAGACAUUAAAGUACAUCUAUUAGCAAAUGAUAUUUUAGUAAUCUUAGACAACUAAGUAACUGGAAUAAUAAGAAGAACGAAUUAAAUAAUUAAAAUAGAGUCUGGAUUAGAGAGAGAAUGAGUUGAAGAAUGUUGUGCAACAAACAAGUGAUAGUAGUGAUCAAAAGAUUUAAGAAUUAGAAAAAUAAUAUCAAACUUAAUUAAGCGAAAAAGAUAAACAAUUACAAGAAGCCACUAAAAAAGCAAAGUUUGAUGUUUUCAAGUUAAAUAAACAACUUAAUGAAUAAAAGACAUUAAUAGAAAGUGAAUAAGCCAAGACUAACUUAUUGUAAUAAUAAAUUGAGAGACAUGAAAGUUCAUUGAGAGAAUUGGAAAUCAAGGUAAGAUGUAAUUCAAAUCAUUUAGAUUUCUGAAUUAGAAUAAAGGAAUUUACACUUGAUUGAAGAAGUAAAGCAAAAACAAUUAGAAAUAGAAAAGCUUAAUGAGGAAAGUCUCUCUAGAGUGUAGGUUGAAGAGAUUUCCGCAGAUAAGCCCUCAUAUUAAGAGUUAGUCGAUUUGAUCUAGAAAUUUUAAGCUAAUGAGAUUACUUAUCAAUAAGAAAUGAAAAAUUUGGAAGAGGAACUAAACUUGAAGAAUACCCAUUCCUUUGAAUUAUAAGAGGAACUUAAUCAAUACAUUGAAAAAUCCUAGUUGCAGGAUAAAAAAGUAAUUUGAUUUACAAUAAACUUAGUAUUAAGAUAGUCUAAGAUCUAUUAAGGCUUUGGAAGAGUAAUAGGCUAAUGAAAGACAUGUUUCCUAAGAUUUACAACAUUAUGUCGAACAAUUAAAAUAAGAGAAAGAACAUUAAUAAGCAGAAUUUAUACACAAAAUUAAAGAGUUGAGUGAGCACAAUACUAACAUUGAUGAUGCUGUUUAUGAUGUGGAAUAAAAAUAUUAAAAAAUGAUGAUGAUUCAAGAAGAACAAUAUUAAAGGAGAGAAUAGGAAUUAAUUCAUUAAAUAGAAUAAACAGAGGAAAAAUAAAGUUAACAAGAAUAAUUAUUGAAAAAGUAAGAACAAAAGUAUAAAAAUGAAAUUAAAUAAUUAGAGGAGAAUAACAAUUAAUUGAUUUAAUAAAAAUAACUCUAAAUUACUUAGUUGUAAAAAUAAUUAUCAGAUGAAACUCAUAAGACAAGGGAGGAAAGCAAUAAAUAAAUAAAUGAAAUUAAAUAAGAGAAUUAUAAAAAAGAGAAACAACUGGAGUAAAAGAUUUAAGAGGUUACAAAGCAAUACGAGGGAGAACUUAAUAAGAUAAGAAAGAUGGAGAUCAUUUUAAAAAAGAAAGAAAGAGAAAUUGCAGAAGAGAAGGAAGGAAAAAAAUUUGCUGAAGAAUAAUUACAAAUUCUAACAGAUAAAUGCAAUAAAAUGAUUGAAUAAUAUGAUAAUAAAAUCAGAGAGAUUUAGAUAGCAAAUUAAGUAACUAAGUAAGAUUAGCACAGACAUUCAAUAUUUGAUUAGAGAAUGUCAAUUUCAAGUUCAGACAUCAAUAAAACAUUUGAGAUUGAAGUUUUGAAAGCUUAAAUUGAAUAGUUAUAAUAAAAAGGAGAUAUAGAAUUGUAAGCUGAAAUUAAUAGAUUAAAUGAAAGAGAAAGAGCAUUAAAGAAGGAGUUGGUUGACUUAUAAAAUGAAAUAGGCAAUGAAAGACUCAAUUUCACUGUAGUUUAAAGAUAGUUGGAACAGGAAGUUGAAAGCUUGAAUUAAGAAAUUAACAAUCUGAAAUUGGAUCAUUAGAGUGAAUUAGAUCAAAUUAAUGAUUAAAAUAAUAGAAAUUUAUCAUCUUAAAAAAAUGAAUUCUAAACUAAAAUAAAUAAAUUAGAAUAAAAAUUUGAACAACAAGCUAAUUAAUUUCAACAGAAGUAAACUGAAAUGGAAGAAGAAAAAGAAAACAUUAUUUAAUAAUUAAAGAGUAUAAUAUAUUUAUAGAUAUUUUAGUUAAGAUUAAAUAAUGCGAAGAAUAAGUUAUUGAGUUAAAAGAGAAGAAAAACCUCAAGAAUCCAACAUAAUAGACAAUAAUCUAAGAUGAUAGUUUGCAGCUUUAAUAGGAAAUAAAUUCUUUGAAUGAAAAAGAACGAGUAUUGAGGAAGGAGAUAUUGGAUUUGCAGAAUGAAUUAGGCAAUUCGAAAUUGAGUCAAACUAUAAAAAUCAGAGAGUUAGAAACAUUGGCUGAAUAGUAUAAAUAAGAAUCGAUUCAUGCUCAGUAAGAAUAAGAUUAUGCUGAAUAAUUAACUGCUAAGAUUAGUAUAUAAUAUGCUGAUUUGGCCAUGGAAUAUGAAAAGGCUGUACUUCAAAAUAGAUCUUAUCGUAAAUCAUUUUCUAAAUUAAAGUAAUGAACC
Molecule: messenger RNA, 2897 nt
Organism: Paramecium octaurelia
Lineage: Eukaryota; Ciliophora; Oligohymenophorea; Peniculida; Parameciidae
Source: the annotation of a GenBank genome assembly